GUUCCCUCCGGUGCCAUGAGCGGGCUGGGGCCGCAGCGGGAACUGGAGGAGGCCGCCGCCCUGGAGCGCCGGCGGCGGAGGGAGCUGCUGCGGCGGACCCGCAUCUUCAACCCGCGGAUCCGCACCAUAGGGAUUGAUAAAGAUGCAUUGGAUGCACAGGUCAAGGAGAGGAAAAUUCAAGAAGCAGCUGAAAAAGCAGAACAUGAGAGAUUCGCUCAUGACAUGAAGAAAAAUGACAAGCUCAUGUGUCUGCUAGAAGAACGCCAGAAAAAUGAAAUCAAAGACAUGAACAGGGCUCUAACUGAAUUUCAUAAGAAUUUUCAGAAGCCAGAAACAAGACGUGAAUUUGACCUGAAUGAUCCACAAGCCCUAAAGAAAGACAGACCUGCUCGAGUUUCAGAUGAUGAUCCUCGGUGUACUAUAUCUGGCAUGCAGAAAUUUAUGGGUGAAGACUUAAACUAUGAUCAGAGGAUGAAGUUUCAAAAGGAGCAAUUGAGGGAGUGGUCUCUUCAGCAACAGAAGGACUCAAAAAAUGCGUUAGCCGACCAAAAAUUGGCAGAUGAUCUUUAUGACAAGUUUAGGAUUGAACUUGACCGAAAGAUUAUGGAAGAACAAAGAAAAGAAGAGGAAAGCAGGCGUGCUGUUUGUACAGCUACUAAAAAUUUCAACAGAAUCCAGGCUGCUGAACUAGAUCAUAAAAAUGAAUUGGAAAAGGCUCAAAAAAUAAAAGAUGACAUGGAUGAAAUUACCUGCCUCCUUCGAGGAGACUUCCUUUCUGAAAACCCUGACCAAGCAAUCAGUCCCUGGGGUAAACAUAAUGUGCUGGUGAAUCGAUGGAAGGGAAUGAAUCAGGAGCAGCGGAUGGCAAUUCGUGAAUUUCAAAAGGAACAAGCCCUGGAGAAACAGAGAGUAAGAGAGCAGGAACGCCGCAGAGAUGCUGAAUGGGACAGGCAACGUCUGCAGGCUGCGCGAGUCCAGUUGCUUUGGGAGCGGCACCAGCAGCGGCAGAAUCAGGAACAGCGCCGAGAUUUGGAUGCCAUGAAUACAGGGCUCUCUCAGGAGCAAAAAGCAAAGAACAUUUACCUUAAAGAGGAAGAGUAUUCAAAUAUUCCAACAGAGGAGUUUUACGCACAGUUUAAUACAACCACCCGGUGA
Molecule: messenger RNA, 1155 nt
Organism: Pyrgilauda ruficollis (rufous-necked snowfinch)
Lineage: Eukaryota; Metazoa; Chordata; Aves; Passeriformes; Passeridae
Gene: RIBC2
Product: RIB43A domain with coiled-coils 2
Exons: 7
Coding region: 16-1155 (379 amino acids)
Source: RefSeq, a predicted model, not a curated record